This is a messenger RNA of Humulus lupulus (European hop), 1012 nucleotides long. RefSeq names its product probable UDP-N-acetylglucosamine--peptide N-acetylglucosaminyltransferase SEC. The transcript is spliced from 4 exons. The record is from RefSeq and is a predicted model, not a curated record. Gene Ontology annotation, molecular function: protein N-acetylglucosaminyltransferase activity; protein binding. Lineage: Eukaryota; Viridiplantae; Streptophyta; Magnoliopsida; Rosales; Cannabaceae. Gene Ontology annotation, biological process: protein O-linked glycosylation. Bases 392 to 784 code for a protein of 130 amino acids.
UCGAAAGGAAGAGUCAAGAAAUCAGUUUGAUUAAAAUAUUGGUAUACUGUUACAAAAAUAGCAUUACUGUUUUUGAGUUUUUUUAGUCUUGGGAUGGUACAGUUUACAAUGUCAUAAAGUUGAGGCAAAUUACUAAGGAGUUGUUUUUAGACUUAUUUAUUUUGGCAAAUCAAUUUGGAUGAUGAUUUAUUUUGGUUUCAUGGUUUAUAGGAAGCAAGAGCUCUGCUAGGAAGACUUGAGUAUCAAAAGGGUAACAUAGAAGCUGCACUUCAUGUAUUUGAAGGAAUAGACAUUGCUGCAGUGACUCCUAGGAUGAAAGGAUCCAUUUCUAGAAGAUGUGAACAAAAUAGACACCGUUCACAGAGUGAUUCUGUCCCACCUAUGUCCAUGCAUGCUGUUAGUCUGCUCCUUGAAGCUGUUCUUCUCAAAGAAAAAUCAUUGCAAGGCCUUGGACGAUAUGAAGAAAAAUUGUGAUGUGUUAGACCCGAACUGCCAACCCAAGAGAUCUAGCUAUGGGUUACCUGAGGACAAAUUUAUAUUUGCUUGUUUUAACCAGCUAUACAAGAUGGAUCCUGAUAUUUUCAAUACAUGGUGCAACAUCCUUAAGCAAGUACCAAAUAGUGCACUUUGGCUUCUCAGAUUUCCUGCUGCUGGCGAGUCGAGACUCUGCAAUUAUGCUGUUCAAAGAGGUGUACAACCAGAUCAGAUUAUUUUCACAGAUGUUGCCAUGAAGGGUGAACAUAUCGAGCGCAGUGCUUUAGCAGAUUUAUUCUUAGAUACGUAAGCAUGCUUAAUACUUUUUUUUCUAUUUUUUUAUUACUCAAGUGUAUUUAUCUUAGUACAAUACAAUAUGUAACUUUAUUUUGACAUUUGAUGUUGCUAAUGCUGAUUGAUUUUGCUAUUGCUGUUUUGUUUCUUUUUUUUUUUUUUGGUGGUGUGUGCUCUGUAGCAUUGCAUUUAGUUAGCUUAAUAUUUAGCUCAUAUUUUCUUGAGUCGUUGCACCAGAAUUCCC